Molecule: messenger RNA, 3390 nt
Organism: Pocillopora meandrina
Lineage: Eukaryota; Metazoa; Cnidaria; Anthozoa; Scleractinia; Pocilloporidae
Source: the annotation of a GenBank genome assembly
AUGUCGGAGUUUGAUUCCGGGCUGUACUUUCGAGUGGCUUUCUUCGCUUUUCUUAUUCCUCUGGGAUCCGGUGAGUUCUCUAUCAUUUGUAAUCUGGGCAUAUGAGUUAAUACCUCAACGAAAUCACAGAUUGUUUUUCGGCAGGGACUCCAUAGAUAUGACAUAAUUAAAUUCCAUUUCAUUGCCGUCAAUUGACAAACUGUCGAGUGCGACCGAAAAAUCCCAUGUGAAUUCAAACAUCUUCUUUAAAGCUGAAACAUCUGACAAGUUAUUUUAUCUUGAGAGAAUGAGUUUGGGAGAAUUGUAGUUGCGAUUUUCAAAUCUAUCUGGCAUAGUAUGAUUUACUUCCUGGUAAGGGGUAAGAGCGUCUCACCGACUGACCUCGUCGCUCGUUUUUUUCUUAGUUACGUAAGAGCAUGAUCUUCUCUACUUGGCUUCACGAUGUUUAUGAAGCGGUAGCUUGAGAGAGAUCUGAACUUUUUUCGGAACAGAACUAGCUCGCUUCGUUAUCGAUUAAAAUAUGACGGUUUCCUAAUUACACAGUCAUCAUUCUUAGAGAGGCAUAUUUGAAAGCUAUGAUCACAUGAGAAGUAGUUUUAGAAUUUGGACGAUUUCGACUGCCUUCCUAUACUUUUACUUAAAACAGUUUCUGCACCAUAUCGAGCUUUGCUUGAAUUUACAAGCUGUCCGAUUUCUUGAACACAAAGUUGUGUCAUUAUGCAAAUCUGGCGCCUAUUUUAAGUUUCCAUUUUAGUGUGCAAACUAGUUCGAUACAUUUACUGCCAUUUAGCUUCUGCUGAAGGUAUUGGAUAAAUAGACGAUUAUUCAAUAAACCAGCGUGAGCCCAAUCAAAUCAAACCAAUCAACUUCAAGAACAAAGUAAACUGAAAGUUCAAUUAUGUUAAUAAGUGACUUGGCAUAUCACUGUCGACUAUUGUUUUAACAAAUGAGCAGGCAAACACGGCCAAAGUGGACAACUGUCUGACCAAGCGUUGGAAUGAAGUCGUAUUCAUCACUUUACUCAAACAAUACGCCAUAAGCAAAUAGAAAAUACAGUUCAAGUUAAACAAAGAAUGAACUCAGCUCGCCUCAGACGUAGGUGUUUAAGAGGCGAUCUCUGUAAGAGCGGUCCAAGAUAUUUCGCAUCGGGAAAAAGUUUUCCCUCAAACUUUGUCCAAUAAACUAUCUUUGGUAGCAAGUAAAUAAAACCACAUUAGUUUCUGGAAAUACUGCGUUAAAAUAAAAUUUUUAGAGCUCUCAAAAGUCAAAGCUGCUGAAGGCCCUUUUUUGACCUCUUGCGACAUCGAAAAUUUCAAAAGUUGAAUACCCUGGUCCUCGUAUCACACCGCAUGCAGCAAAAAAUCUCUUGUAUUUUUAAACUGUGUGAUAUGUUAGGUGAAUAAAAAGUAUUUCAAUUUUGAUAUUUGUUUAUUCAGGGGUUCGUCAUAAUUUAUUUAAAAACACUCGUUAGACAGCUUUCUGAAAUUGGUCUAAAGUACUCUUUCCUUCUUGGUUGAUAUUGCUCAAGUCCAGACCAGACCAUUGAAAACUCCGCUUGAUUUCUUCUAAUAUGAUGUUUGGCUGCUGAAAAAUAUAAAAACAUCUUGCACUUAUUAAUUUUGUUCGCCACGGUGACUUCAAACUUUCAGCGAUUUUGCUAGCGUGACAGCCGAUUAUGCAAAUUAGUUCAUUGAACAAACUCCGACCGUUUUAUAUAAGUAGCUCAAUAAAUCUUAGAUUUUAACCAUUUUAAGUUGAAAAGAUAGUAGGACAGAGCUUUUAGACUACACCGAUUGGUACUCUAAACAUUUCAAAAGGCCAGAAUUUGACAAAUUUUACCCUCUCGUGACGAAAGACGUCAACAACAAUCAUCGAAUAUCAUAAUUUGAUUAGCGCUCGCUUAACAUUUUAAUGGCAAACUCUUUCUUAAAAAUUUGGCUUCUGCUACUUCAUGAAAAGUAUCUCUAUAGAUGUUCUGAAGGCAUAACGAGAAUUUGCGAUGUAAAGUGAAAUUUUGAAAUGUGUUCAAUUGCAAAUGGUCUGAAAGUGUUCUAGUGUCAGUAAAUAAUUGGACACACUCCAUCAAUCGUUGGUCCAAUUGAUGAUGUCAUCGUUAAAUUUAUCAUGUUAAAUCUGCUCUAUGGAGUUUUAUUAACGACCGGUUAAACGACAGAGUGUUACUAGAACAAUUCCUGAGACCAGAUGGUAGUCGUAACACUAAGGGUCUGUUUACAUGAAAUUGGGUGAUCUCAGGUAAUUAAGGUAACCCACCUAGCCAUGGUCAAAAAUUAAUCCGCUUUUACACACAAUCCUACGGCCCCGGAAUCCCUGGGUGAGGUCGCAAUGCCACUAUUAUAAACUGGGAUCAUUUACACUCCUUUCACGGUUCACGAUGAGCAAAUGAAAACAGGAUUUAGCCCAUGGAAUUUGGGAAUAAAUGACUACAAACUGCACUCGCACUACGGAGUUUACCUUUGUUAGCCUUUGAAAAAUAUCCUGGUAGUACGAUUACAAAUUACUCACAAAACCAUAUGGCUACCUAUUUAAUGAUCACGUGACUAACUUUGCACGCUGGGUUAUUUUCCCGCCAAAACCCAAGGUCGUGGCAUGGUUACUAAGCAUGCCAUAGUCGACAUGGAGGACAGUAAUCUCGCUUUUAGACCAAGUUACUACGUGUGUUCUAUAACUAAAACGAUCAUAAAACACCUAGGUAUCCAGGUAAAUAACUAGUUUAUUUUUCGGGCUGAACAUGUCCUGAAGAAAUAGUAUCGAUGAUAGAAAUGUCGUACGAUAUAGUUGUUGUUUUUGUGUCUGUGAAGCAAAUGACCUCAAUUUCUGGGGAUAUCAAGAUUUUCAUGUCCGUAUAAAGCACAAAUCAGAAGAGUCAGAACCUUGUUAGAAAUAUAUAUCUUAGCAGGAGCAAUGAAGCAAAUGAAUUUUCUUGCAAUCAAAAACUCAAAACGAAAUCUACCCACGACUAUUCAUUUAGCUUUACUUAGUUUGGUUUAAUGUUUAAUGUUAUAAUUUUCUGUUUUAUCUGUUAACUUUCUAAUAGGGGUAUGUAUCGAUUUGGAUCUUGGUUUGGAAAAUGAGAGAAUUUCAGAUGGUAACAUAACCGCUUCUUCGGUACAAAAUGCCAACACACCAGCCAAGAAUGGUAGACUGAAUUACACAUCAGAAUCAUCAUGGUGUGCAGGAACGAGUGACACUAACCCAUAUCUACAGAUUGAUCUACAGACUCUUCAUAUCAUCUGUGCUGUCUCUACUCAAGGAAAUUCUCAAGCAGAUCAGUGGGUGAAGACCUACACUCUACAAUUAUCCAUAAAUGGGACAACUUGGACAGACUACAAGGAAGCUGGACAAGUUAAGGUGCAAUGUUUUUCUGAGUAA